CGAAACUUUCCUUUCACCCUCCCAAUCAUGUCUGAAAUAGUUUUUCCUCCCUUAGAUCCUUCUCUUUACGCUUUGACCGAAGGCGAAGCUGCAUUCUUCAAGGCAGAAACAGGAAUUCAAGAUGACGUUGAGUUGAAGAACCACAUCUUAGCUACCCAAGAGGCGGCAUACAAGAUUUUCCCUUAUCCUUGUAUUCGCAAUUUUAAUUUUCUCCGGCUGAAGAUAUCAAAGCACCCGUCUUACCAACAGUUCUUGAAGAUUGGAAAGGAACACCAGGGGGCUAUCUAUGCCGAAAUCGGAUGCUGCUUUGGAAAUGACGUCCGAAAGGCGGUCAUCGAUGGUUAUCCUGUUCAACAAGCCAUAACCACAGAUUUGUGCCCAGAAUUCUGGGAUCUUGGACACAAACUCUUCAAGAGCACCCCAGAAACCUUUCCAGCACGAUUUAUACCUACGGACAUAUUCGAGCUGAAGGGUUUGGUAAAGCAAAAGCAGCCUUUGGCGUCUGCUCCCGAGCUUUCCAAAGUCCAAUCUUUCGCAGAACUUUCUGGAAAUGUCUCUGUCAUUCAUGCUGCAUCUUUCUUCCACCUCUUUGAUGAAGAGAAGCAGUUCGAGCUUGCGAAGAUCAUGGCGGCUCUGCUGUCCUCUACUCCUGGGUCGAUGAUUUUUGGUUCUCAUGGGGGCAAUCCCGUCAAGGGUGUUCAUACCAAGACCUUCAGCGCCUGUACAGUGCCAAUGUUCUGUCAUUCUCCCGAAAGUUGGAAGGCACUCUGGGAUGGAGGUGUUUUUCCUGAGGGUACUGUCAAGGUUGACACCUUUUUGGAGGAAAUUGUAGCGAAGGAUUCCAGUACGAAUCUCUAUUUCCUCGUUUGGAGUGUCACGGUCUUGUAAAUGAAUAGGCUGUCAUGAAAGACCGUGUGGAUCGCUGUUAAUAUCCUCGACGUGAAUACAUCGUGAGCUGGGUAUCAUACGAGACGGCCUGUUACAGGUCUACCAUGUCUGUAAAUAUCAUAAAGGGCACCUUACUUGACUUCUUCCUCCUAUGUCUUACCGAUGCCAACAGCAGAAGCAGGAAUAUAAGUUCAAGCCAAGUGAGGUUCGUUGAUAACCGUUGUUUUCACUCAUACCAUACCGCCUGCAUCCAUAUAAUCGCUUAGAUAUACAAAGCAGUUCUCACUAUUAUGCCUAUGUCUAAAAUCGAUGCGCUACAGUAUUAAUUGGACGAGCUUCCAGGAAGACCGACGAACUUCC
Desarmillaria tabescens is the source of this 1248-nucleotide messenger RNA. RefSeq lists its product as uncharacterized. Bases 28 to 888 code for a protein of 286 amino acids. The record is from RefSeq and is a predicted model, not a curated record. The transcript has 5 exons. Lineage: Eukaryota; Fungi; Basidiomycota; Agaricomycetes; Agaricales; Physalacriaceae.